GUUUGGAAGACUUGUUGAGAACCUGCUGCUGCUUUUCUAUCGAGACUGCAGUUGUUGCUCCGCGAGCGAUAGAGACGCUCUAUCUUUCCUUGAAAUACGACUGUUGAGCGAAAUUAGGCUACUUCCAUGUCAAAAACGAAAUGCUACCUUUCAAUUUGAUUAGAUAACAGGAACGAAUUGUCAAGUAAAAGUACAUUGACUCACGGUAAUAACAUUUGCUGAGGCUUUGACACUUGGAACAGUGUCAAACGAGAAGUGAGAAGAGCUAACGACCUCCCCUAUCCCCCUCUCUCUACGACUUUUACCUCCCCUGAGAUGAGUGCCAAGUCAGCCAUCAACAAAGAGCUGUUCACACCCCACGAUGAGAAGAUGCUGGUGGCUGUGCAGGUGAAGAGGAGGACCAAGAAGAAGAUCCCCUUCCUGGCUACUGGAGGACAGGGAGACUACAUGACCUUCAUCUGCCUCUCAGGCGGCUCCGCUCUGAAUGGACUUGGCGACAGGGCUCCGCUGGGCCUUUUGGUGGGAGCAGUGACGAAUAAGAAGCCGUCCCAUGUGUCCAUCACCAAGGUGAAGCAGUUCCAGGGCUCCUUGUCCUUCAGUAAGAGGUCAAUGUGGACCAUCGACCAGCUGAGACAGGUCAACGGCUGUGACCCCAACCGAGACUGUCCGGAGUUUGACUUGGCGUUCGACAAUGCCUUUGACCAGUGGGUGGCUGGUUCGGCCGGCGAGAAGUGCACCUUUAUCCAGAUCCUCCACCACACCUGCCAGCGCUACAGCUCUCAGAGCAAGCCAGAGUUUGUCAACUGUCAGCCCAAACUGCUGGGAGGUAACAGUAUACUCCACUCAGCAGCAGACAGUGUGACCAGCGCUGUACAGAAAGCCAGCCAGGCGCUGAACGAGCGAGGGGAGCGCUUAGGCAGGGCUGAGGAGAAAACAGGGGAGAUGAAGAACAGUGCUGAGCAGUUCGCUGUCACUGCACACAAGCUGGCCAUGAAGCAUAAAUGUUAAACUUUGAGGAGAGGGGUCCACCAAGCGUGCCAGACGCCAUAGGGCAGGUUUCAGAUUGUAUUGUUUGUAUUUCUUGUAACGAAGGUAACAUUUAUUUGUUUCUAACGAAGAUCUGAUGACGAGGAGGGGGGAGAGAAAGAGGGACGGAACACAGAUGGGACGGUUGAGAGCAAAUGUUUCACGGCUAACUCUUCUUUUACUCCCUCCAUUGCUCCCAAAGUACUCCUUGACCUUACUGUGACAAACCAUGGAAAUGACUAUGGUCACUGCCCUCCCCACCCCAACACACACACACCACCGUCCAAAUCCCCCUAAAAGGAACAGGUCUUCAACUCCCUCAAAGAAGUGACUUUACAUACGGUGCUGGAAGAGGAGAAUAUAACUGCAGCAGAGUGUAUGACAUGACACAUGCAUAUCAUAUGAUGGCUAUUUUACUGUACAGAGUCAGCAAUGUACACCCCAGUAUGUGAACAUCAACUUGUCAAAAGGAGAUGAGCUCUUCACUCUCUUUUGUCGUUUGACUAUUUGGCAUCAUAUUGUUUUGAAAAGCUCAUUGGUGCAUACAUUCAUUUCAGAUGUAAUAUUAGCCAAAUGUGUGGAGGACUUUCAUGUGGCUUCUAAAAGCUACUGCUGCAAGCUUACAUUUCAACCAAUAUGGUAUGUUUUCCAAGUUUAAUAUUCCGCAAAACAGUCUGUGAGCUAUUCAUUAAAAUGACCCAGGGUUCAGGUGCAUGGUCUACCAAAAUCCACUUUCAUUGUAAAAGGUUGAAUAAAACCCACACAGAAAAAAACAAGUAUUUAGGCUUCACUGUUGGUAUUUCUUAAGUGUUAUUGAAGCGCUUGGCUGUAUAGACGAGAUCAGACGGUUUAUUGUAAGGUAAUAGACUACUGUAUCGUUGUAAAUUAGCUAGUGUAACAAGCUUAUAAGACUGUAAUCAGAUCAUUCUACCACCAUUUGCAAUGUAAUUGGUGUCGAAUCAUCCCUGUAAAUAUAAUUUUGAUUGUAACCCUUUCAACUCCAACCUUGGUCACAUCUUGUACUUAUAGUUUAACUUGUGUUUAUAUAAAGUUUUUUGUUCUGAUAUGUAAAACAGCAUAUUGACACAUCAUCACUAGCAGCAUUGUACAAUAUUGGUCUGCAUUCACUGUGUAACCGUGGCUUCCUUACAAGCAAUUUGAAGCAACUAAACCACCCGCAGUGUGGAUAUGUCUUGUUUAUUAUGCUUAUAUUUUGGAUUUGUCCAACUGUCACAAUGCACUGACAAGCUUACCUUGCAGCGAGCACCGUUAAGUUCUUACUGAAUUUCUAGGUGCCUCAAAUUCUAAUCCGCUUCAUCCUUACAUUUUGGAUGUUCAUUGUUUUAAUAAAAAAAUAUUGAAAGUAAUUUGUCUGAUGGUUAUGAGAUGUUUUUGUAGCCAUUGCAAGCUAUUAUUGCAAGUCAUUUUGUCUACACUCCAUUGGUCAGUGAACAAGUCAGCAUCUUUUUGACUAGCUACGGUCCAGAACAAUCCAAGUGCAAUGCUUCUAUAUCGGUGUUUUUAAACGUACACUUUCAUAAGUACUUCAACAGCAUGUCGUUUGACUUGAGCAGUAUGAAUGUGUUAUGAUAACACUCAUGGUAUCCCAAGGUAACACUGCCUUGCUAGAUUGAUAACCAAAAGGAGAAGAUCAAGAAUGUGUGGCACCAGGAUUGAAAGAGGGGGUUGUUCCUUAAGAUGUAUGGUGCUUGUUGGAAGUGGAUUGUGUGGCGAAUACAGAAGGCCACAGUACUGUAUGUAGAAUAGGCUAAUGGAAUGAAAAGGUAGUUAUUAUAGAUGGUCUCAAUACUAGGCACAUGUAAUACAGACUUAUACCAUUCUUUUCAAUGAAACAUCAGACCAAUGCUUUUUAAAAUUAUUCGAAAACCUCUAUAUACAUUUACAUUUAAGUCAUUUAGCAGACGCUCUUAUCCAGAGCGACUUACAAAUUGGAUAUUGUAUAUCAGACCUAUAUAUCAGAUUACAUAACAUCUAAAUAA
This is a messenger RNA of Oncorhynchus gorbuscha (pink salmon), 3026 nucleotides long. RefSeq names its product syntaxin-binding protein 6-like. Gene Ontology annotation, molecular function: phosphatidylinositol-4,5-bisphosphate binding. NCBI's taxonomy places the organism in Eukaryota, Metazoa, Chordata, Actinopteri, Salmoniformes, Salmonidae. The transcript is spliced from 7 exons. The record is from RefSeq and is a predicted model, not a curated record. Gene Ontology annotation, biological process: regulation of SNARE complex assembly; exocytosis; Golgi to plasma membrane transport. Bases 316 to 1008 code for a protein of 230 amino acids. Gene Ontology annotation, cellular component: exocyst; plasma membrane.